AUUAAAUUUGUCAUAAAGAACCUAAUUUAUGCAUACUCACAUUAUUUAGACACAACUAUAAUUACCAAUAUUUGCUUGUUUAAUGGCAGGCAAUUAUAUAUAUUACACAAUGAUAACACUUAUGUAUAUAAAACUUAUAAUUAAACUUAAAACCAGCCCUAAUGCUCUGGUAACUGUAUUUAUUCGGUUUGUAUAUACCAAGAUAUAUUGUAUUAACACUUUUUUUCAUAUUUUUUGCUUUUUUAACAAAUAAAACAUAUACUACUAUAUGCCUGCAAAGCAGUUAAACAGAAAAACAUAACACCGGCAUAUUUUAGGGAGUUUUUCUAAUUCUAAUAUCGACAUAAUGUGUGCGCAGUAAAUACGCUAAAAGAUUGCGCAACAAUACACCUUUAUUGAAUAACAAUUACAACCUACAUAUUAUCUGAUACAUAAACAGUUUUGACAUUGUACUUCAUAUUUUCUUUUACUUGGUUCUAAUAAACUGUAGAACGGAUUGCCGCGCUGCAUUCUUUUGUUUAACUAACCGACGAUGCCGGCAUUCUGCGUCGGCAUUGAAGAUGGCGAGUCAGCAUUGAAUCGUUCCAACAAAUAGCGACGAAGAGUUUUUAAUGUUGCUGCUAAGCGUGAAGCGGUGUAAGGCAAACUGAACAGAUCUUUGUAUAAAUUUCGACACCGCGAUCUCACCUAAUAUACUUAUGACCAUUUAUCUAUGUAUUUGUGUUUAUAUAAAGUAGCUUUAUUGUUAGUACUAGACAACAUCCUUUCGUAAGGUAUAUAUGCUUAAAUUAAAAAAAAUACUUACCGGUAACACCCCACUGUGAUUUAUACGUAAAAUAAUAAGUUGAUAACUGUCGUAUUUUUUUAACAGUUUAAAAUCGUUGUCGGAUAUAAUGGCGGUUUCGCACUCUGCCCCUAAAUAACGUUUAAAACUCUCUGGUGGUUUAGAAGUACGACGCGAUGAAGACCUAUAUAUUUUGUGCCUGUAUACAGUGUUUGAUUAGUGAGGAGAAUUGAACUCGCCGGUUAUAGCACACAAGCUAUAGUUAAUCAUUAGGAAGUUUAUAAUCAUUGUGAACCUAUUCAAACAAGAAUGGAGUGUUUAUAAAACUAGAUAGUUUAUCCUGAAGAAGCGUUCCCCUUAAAAAAUUGUACUCUGUGUCCCUUAUUGUUUCCCUCUUGGUUCUGUACUUCUGUAUGUUGUGUGGCUAUAAAACAAUAUGGACUUAAUCGUUCAACGAGUUACAGGAUGGGUCAUAUUGUGGUUUACACUGUAUCGUACUUGUAAAAUUGUCUUCAAUAAGAAACAACCAGAAUACAAUUGUCGAAUUGUAACACUUCUUCAUGCGAUAUGUAUUACUCUGACAUCCUGUUAUUUGACAUUCUUUCAGGGAUCAAAUCCAUACACAGUGUUGGGUUUUCCGAAUACAAGUGCACAAGUUACUUGUCUGACAAUUUCAUUGGGUUACUUUCUUUAUGACUUCAUGUGGUGUCUUUAUUAUCAAACUGAAGGGCCUGUUAUGAUCAUGCAUCAUAUUGUAAGCAUUACAUUCAUGGCAGUUUGUUUAUAUCUUGGUGUAUCUGGGACAGAAACAGUAGCAACAAUAUUUGGAAGUGAGGUUACUUCAAUAUUUUUAAAUAUUCGUUGGUUUUUGAAAUCUCAUGAAAUGUACAACAACGCGAUUGUUGGAUAUACUGUUGACUUCAUAUUUGUUUUGCUUUUCCUAAUUGUACGCAUUGGUGUUGGUGGUACCUUGAUGUACAGUGUAUGGGCUUCAGACCGACCACCUUCAAUGGUGAAAGCUGGUGGUACAAUGUUCUAUUUCAUCAAUUGCAUUUUUCUUGUUCAAAUCAUAUCAUUUUCAAGGUACCGUUUAAAGAAUUGGAGUAAUUCAAGUGCAAUGAAAAAUGGAAUCAAUCAACCUAACUCCACUAAUAUGUUGAAACACAUUGGCACAGCUGAGAACAUCUCGAUAAACGGACAUAAAUUGAAUGGCGCUGCUAAACUCUUACACCAAGAUCAUGUGCUUUUAAAACCAUGUGUCUUUGAUAAUACAAAGUUGUUGACCAAAUGAUAUUUAUUAUAUAUGUAUUAAGUAUAUUUUAUAUGUUUGUACUAUUGUGCCUUUUAUUAUACAGAAUACCCAUUGCUACUUUUUGUUCCUUUUUACAUGCUUUGUUUUAUUCCCAUGUGCACUCGAUUAAUGUAUAACGAUUAUAUUGCGUCAAUGUCCUAAAAACAGUAUGUUUUGAAGCACAAUAUUAAUUUGCUAAUACAAGUCUUUACCACAAGCGCAA
Messenger RNA from Ciona intestinalis (vase tunicate), 2298 nucleotides. RefSeq names its product TLC domain-containing protein 5. NCBI's taxonomy places the organism in Eukaryota, Metazoa, Chordata, Ascidiacea, Phlebobranchia, Cionidae. Gene Ontology annotation, cellular component: membrane. The record is from RefSeq and is a predicted model, not a curated record.